AUGACCAUCCCAGUUAGACAAGAAGGUGCUGAAAAAAUAGUUUCCUACAUUUCUUCAGAAUUCUCUGAUGAGUUACCACGUCCAAAUCCUGAACGGAAACAUGUUUCCGACCUAUUCAAAUUAACUGAUAAAGUUGCUGUUGUUACAGGUGGUGCAAGAGGUAUUGGGUUCGCAAUAGCUGAUUGCUUUGCAGAAGCUGAUGCUAAAGUUGUUGUGUUGAUUGAUUAUUCAAAUGAUGUUGUUGAAGUGGCUCAAGAGUUGUCUAAAAAGAAUAAAGGUAGUAAGAUUGUUGGUUAUAGAUGUGAUGUUUCAAAAUCUGAACAAGUUGAAGAAACUAUAAAUUCAAUUGAGUCUGAAUUUGGAACUAUUGAUGUAUUUGUUGCUAAUGCUGGUGUUGUUUGGAAGACUGGUAAUGUGAUUAAUAAAGAAAAUGAUGAUUAUUCAAGUUGGAAUCAAUUAAUGGAUGUUAAUUUGAAUGGAGUUUAUUAUUGUUCAAGAUUUGUUGGUCGAAUUUUCCAAAAGAAUCAAAAGGGUUCAUUCAUUAUAACUGCUUCAAUGUCUGCACAUAUUGCAAAUGUUCCAAUGAAUUUAACUCCUUAUAAUGUUACAAAGGCUGCAGUGAAGCAUUUAGCUAAAUCAUUAGCUAUUGAAUGGGCAGGUUUUGCAAGAGUUAAUUCAGUUUCUCCAGGAUAUUGCGAUACUGGAUUGAAUGAUCAUUUAUCAAGAUCUUUUAGAGGGAAGAUGUGGUCUUUGGUUCCAGUGGGUAGAGAAGCUCAACCUUUUGAAAUUGCAAGUGCUUAUUUAUAUUUGGCAUCUGAUGCUUCAUCUUAUGUUACCGGUACUGAUAUUUUAGUUGAUGGUGGUUAUACUGCUGUAUAG
Messenger RNA from Hansenula anomala, 879 nucleotides. RefSeq lists its product as uncharacterized. Gene Ontology annotation, molecular function: oxidoreductase activity, acting on NAD(P)H, oxygen as acceptor. Gene Ontology annotation, cellular component: intracellular anatomical structure. NCBI's taxonomy places the organism in Eukaryota, Fungi, Ascomycota, Saccharomycetes, Phaffomycetales, Wickerhamomycetaceae. The transcript has a single exon. The coding region runs from base 1 to 879 and encodes 292 amino acids. The record is from RefSeq and is a predicted model, not a curated record.